AUGGUGCCCGCCCUGCUGCUCUUCUUCUUCUCCACCCUGCGCACCGUGCUGCUGUCCAUGGGCGGCGGCGGCGGGGACAACGCGCAGUCCAAGCGGGAGGUGCGCAUCGAGGGCGACCUGGUCCUGGGGGGGCUGUUCCCGGUGCAUGAGAAGGGGGCCGGGAUGGAGGAGUGCGGGCGCGUCAACGAGGCCCGGGGCAUUCAGCGGCUGGAGGCCAUGUUGUUCGCCAUCGACCGCAUCAACCAGGACCCAUCGCUGCUGCCGGGGGUGACGCUGGGGGUGCACGUCCUGGACACCUGCUCGCGGGACACCUACGCUCUGGAGCAGGCCCUGGAGUUUGUGCGGGCAUCGCUGACCAAAGUGGACGACACAGAGUUCAUUUGUCCAGACGGCUCAUACGCGCUGCAAGACGACAGCCCCCUGGCCAUCGCGGGGGUCAUCGGGGGCUCCUUCAGCAGCGUGUCCAUACAGGUGGCCAAUCUCUUGCGGCUCUUCCAGAUCCCCCAGAUCAGCUACGCCUCCACCAGCGCCAAGCUCAGCGACAAAACCCGUUACGACUACUUCGCCCGCACCGUACCGCCGGACUUCUACCAGGCCAAGGCCAUGGCCGAGAUCCUGCGGCACUUCAACUGGACGUAUGUGUCGACGGUGGCUUCCGAGGGCGACUACGGCGAGACCGGCAUCGAGGCCUUUGAACACGAGGCACGCAUGAGGAACAUCUGCAUCGCCACGUCCGAGAAGGUGGGGCGCUCCAACGCUAAGAAGUCGUACGAGUCGGUGAUUCGACAGCUGCUGCAGAAGCCCAAUGCGCGCGUGGCCGUGCUCUUCCUGCGCAGUGACGACGCCCGCGAGCUCCUGGCCGCCGCCGCGCGCCUCAACGCCUCCUUUGUCUGGGUGGCGAGCGACGGCUGGGGUGCGCAAGAGAGCAUCGUCAAGGGCAACGAGAUUUCCGCAGAAGGGGCCAUUACGCUAGAGCUGGCUGCCAACCACGUGCCCGCUUUCAACCAGUACUUUCUCCAACUGAGCCCGCACCGCAACCACAGGAAUCCCUGGUUUAAGGAGUUCUGGGAGCAGCGGUUCCAGUGCUCCUUGGCGGGCGAGAAGCACUUGCCUCCAUGCGGUAAAGACCUGGCCAUAGACAAGAACACGUUUGAACCCGAGUCCAAGAUCAUGUUUGUGGUGAACGCGGUGUACGUCAUGGCUCAUGCUCUCCACCACAUGCACCGGAGCCUGUGCCAGAACUCCAGCCACCUGUGCGACGCCAUGAAGGCCCUGGACGGACGCCGACUCUACCGCGAGUUCAUCCUCAACGUCAGCUUCCCAGCCCCCUUCUCUCCCCCGGGCAGCGAGACCGUGGUCAAGUUUGACUCUCAGGGCGACGGUGUGGGGCGCUACAACAUCUUCAGCUACCAGCGGCUAGCCGACCGCUACGGCUACGUGCCCGUGGGGGAGUGGGCCGAGAGCCUCAGCCUGAGCUCCCAUCUGGUGCAGUGGCCCCGCGAUGCUCUGCCCACGUCCCAGUGCAGCGACCCGUGUGCGCGCAACGAGAUGAAGAAGAUGCAGGCAGGGGAGUACUGCUGCUGGAUCUGCACCGCCUGUGAGGCCCAUGAGUACCUGCUGGACGAGUUCACCUGCUCCCCAUGCACCCCGGGACAGUGGCCCACAGACGACCUGAGCGCCUGCUACGACUUACCCGAAGACUACAUCCUGUGGGAGGAGGCCUGGGCCAUCGGACCAAUCACGGUCGCAUGUGUGGGGUUCAUGUGCACGGGGCUGGUGGUGUGGGUGUUUGCGCGCCACAACGACACUCCGCUGGUGAAGGCGUCCGGUCGGGAGUUGUGUUACAUCCUGCUGUCCGGGGUCUUCAUGUCGUACGGCCUGACCUUCCUGUUCUUGGCCAAACCGUGUCCGGCCGUGUGCGCUCUGCGACGCAUGGGCCUGGGCACCUCCUUCGCUGUCUGCUAUUCCGCACUGCUCACCAAGACCAACCGCAUCUCGCGCAUCUUCAACGGCGUCAAGGAGGGCGCGGGACCGGCCCGGCCACGCUUCAUCAGCCCCUCCUCUCAGGUGUUCAUCUGCCUCAGCCUGAUCUCGGUGCAGCUGCUCCUGGUGUCGGUUUGGCUGCUGCUGGAGGUCCCAGGCACACGGCGCUUCACUCUGCCCGAGAGGAGGCAGACGGUCAUCCUCAAGUGUAACGUCCGCGACUCCAGUAUGCUGCUGAGCCUGGUGUACGACGUGCUGCUGGUGGUCCUCUGCACAUGUUCUUUUGGGUCCAGUUGA
Molecule: messenger RNA, 2280 nt
Organism: Knipowitschia caucasica
Lineage: Eukaryota; Metazoa; Chordata; Actinopteri; Gobiiformes; Gobiidae
Source: the annotation of a GenBank genome assembly